Molecule: messenger RNA, 2580 nt
Organism: Anthostomella pinea
Lineage: Eukaryota; Fungi; Ascomycota; Sordariomycetes; Xylariales; Xylariaceae
Source: the annotation of a GenBank genome assembly
AUGACUGUCAGAAAGUCGACGACGAUUACUCCUUUACACAGCCCGAAACGCUCUGGCAUAUGUAUACCGCGAGACACCAGGACUUCUCGACUGCUUCGACGCCUCCGACCGAGGAGCUUGGGUAACCCGUUCCAUAGUAGUACUAUACCCCGUGGGGAGUCGGAGAGUUUGCUGGACGAACCUGAGUUGAUUUCGCGCAUCGUUGAAGUUGCCGAGCCUAUAACGGAGUCUCCUCAUCCAGUCCACACAGAUGGUGCAGCCACGCUCGAGCAGUCCGUACAGGCCACCACCACCUUCGAUGACGGCAGUCCAGAUGCAGAGCAAGGCUCCAAUGUCAUCCCGUCACCUAGGUUAUCGAGCACAAUAUAUACGCUCGAGGACUUCACUCACAUCGAUAUUGUGUCCGGCGAAGCAGACAGACGGAGCUUCAGUAUAUCCCGAGACCAGCCAGCGACAGUCUCGCCUCAGGGCCAUCAUGAUCGUAUAGGCUGCACUGGAACACCCGUACGACUUGGCGACAACCUAGUGGAUGGUUCACUCAUAGUCCCAAACCCAUACUGCGUUAUCGACCCACCGAACGCGAUCGAAAACGACCCGAACCUAGGCCAUUCAGCUCUGAUCAGCGGGAAAUCCCUCGCCCUUGACCUGAAUGAUACCAGCGAGUUCACUGGAAGCUACACAAGCGCUGAGGAACAGCAGCAACAUGAGGUUGCCGAGACGGGCGUCUUGCUGCAGGAGAACCAGCGGCUGCUAGCUGAAGUACGCGAAUUGAGGGAUGCACUGUCCAAACAAAGUUCGCCGCCCAAUUCCCAAGAUGAAGCCAGACCCGGAGGCCAGGGCUCGGUUCAACGUUCUGCCAGAAAUGGCAAACCGAAGAGGCCACUGGUACUUUCCAGCGUGAUCCAAGAUGUCACUUUGCGUGAUCUGGUCCUGAAACGAACGUUCAAGCGUCACAGCCGGACCUCAAGUACUACCGACACGGGCACCAUCACACUCGAUACUCCUUUGUCGGCCGCUCAAGCUACACAUUUCACGCAGGUAAUGGACGACAUAGCGGCGAAGAACCUGCCGCUACCUAUCGUUAUUUGUGCCGUCUGCCACCUCCCCAAGUUCAAGCACAAGGACGCCAACAGUCCGAAAGGGGGAUCCUAUCUGUCCGAGAUCGUCGCCCUGAGUCCGGGUGUGCCUGUAAAGCUGGAAGACUUCAAUCCCAUUUGGAGCACGACUGACUGCUGUCGCAAAUUUGUCUGCAACACUUGCCUGUCAGCAGCUGUGGUGGAGGGAAUACGCCAUCACUGGUGGUACGACCUGGCUCACGUCGACUCUCCGUGGUUGAAGUGUCCGGUGCCGUGCUGCACGUACAGUCUCCCGUUACAAUAUAAUCUCGAUAUCCUCGACACUCUCGAGGAAUUAGGUGUUCCUAAUGCUGUCGCAUAUACACAGCAGUUCGAGCGUGCCAACCAGCUCCGCUCGGCCCUGCAGGCUCUACCGUCCUGGCCGGGGAAGAGAGAGGCCCGUCUUGCUAUAGCCUUGCAUGACCGCCUUGUCAAGCACACGUCGAUGCGGCCUUUGCUAGAAAACGUCUCUACAAACACGGAUACCAACACUAUGCCGCCCAGGGUUGAGUUGCUGCCAAUCGAUACUGCAGACGGCCAAGCCACGCUGCAGAUACCCAUCUUCACUCACCUACUCCGUCCGAGAGUACCACGCGACUGCAUAGUUUGCGCAGAGACACAUGACGAGUUUACCAGUGGUUAUCCUCAGCUCUGGAAUAGGGCAAUCAAAGGAUUCACGGGCGAAUGGACAUGGCGAAUCCUGUUCUUUCCCACGGCGGAAAUCCUUCCGGACUGCCAACAUGAGUUCCAUAUCUGCCGCAAUUGCCUCGCGACGCACAUCAGCACGCAGAUCGAGUCACAAAGCCGAAACGCUGUUGACAACAUCGCCUGCCCGACGCCAGACUGCAGCCACAAGUUCACGCACGCCGAAAUACGCAACCUCGCCAGCCCCGAGACGUUUGCGAAGUACGAUCGCUACGCUGUUCUCAACACCAUUUCGCUCCUCUCCAACUUCCGGUGGUGUCUGCGCGAGGGCUGCACGUUCGGCAGCCUCUACGACGACCCAUCGACGACCAGUACGCAAUCAGUGUCAUCCCACGACCCUAACCAUAUCUUGUGCACCGAGUGCACCUUUAGCAUGUGCUACACCUGCCAGACGCCAUGGCAUCACUCGCUGACCUGCGCUGAGUACGAGUCCCUCCGCGCGCACGGCGACCCGCGAUACAUGCACACACAAAAAUGGAUAUCCCAGAAUACGAAGGGCUGCCCGGGCGCGGACUGCGGCGUGCCGGUGCAGAAGGGCUCGGGCUGCUUUCAUAUGACGUGCAGCGAGUGCAAGCACGAGUUCUGCUGGGAGUGCCUGGCGAACUGGGACGACAUUGUGGUGUAUGGGAGAUUCAGGCUCGAGGGGCAUCGCGUGGGAUGCUAUUUCAGGGGCGAGGACGCGGUACCGCCAACGCAAGUGCUGGGGAGGGAUCUGGAGAGGGGGUUGACGCGGCUAGGGGCGGGGCCUGUUGCUGCAUAG